UGGACUGCGUCCAAUUCUUCUCCAGCUGCAAUGGGUUGCAGUGGGCCUUCGAUUUGGGCUUCCAAGGAAAGUUCUCCAGGGAGGAUGACCGCUUCUUUCUCCACCUCUUCAUGCUCCAGCCAAUGCCCAACGGACGCUCGCUCAGUGUGGACAAGUGUGUGAUGAAGGGGGCGGAGAAAGCGACAGAGCUGGUGGAAGAAAAUGGAGAUCAGCAUCCUGCCUUUCUUUCCAUCCUCCUUCUCUUUUUCCUUUCGCUCUUUGGAAACGCUGGGUUGCUUGCCUGCUGCUGGAGCUACAGGAAGAGAUACUUUGAGACGAAGAUAGCACGACAUUAUGAUAUCUUCCAAGGAUAGGCCUGCGGCCUGCCGGGGCAGCUGUGGCAGCCACUGGCCCCGGCCGGAUGCGGACUCCCAACGCGUUCCGAGGCUUCCGAACUUGAAGUUCCAAACUUGUUCCGAAGUUCCUAGGCAGCAGCCGGCCAAUCAGUAUGCGGCGGCGGUACAGCAGAGGCAGGCUAGCAGAGGCCUACAGUAAGUUGCUGCGGCGGCGGCCCGGCGGUGCGGCGCCCGGCGGCCCGGCCGGGAUGAUCGCUCGGCGGCCCGGUCACUGUUACGAGUCACUGAAAGUGAACUUGUUAACUAGUUUGGGGGACAGCAUUCGGCAGUAUGAGGGUUGGUUCUCGCUGUCUUUUCUCAGGCUUCUCGCCGCCGUCACGACCAUGGCCUGUGGCCCCGCCGCCGUAUUUUAACUUUGAGUAAAAGGCUGCAGUACUUCCGU
Messenger RNA from Guillardia theta CCMP2712, 777 nucleotides. RefSeq lists its product as hypothetical. The transcript has 2 exons. The record is from RefSeq and is a predicted model, not a curated record. The coding region runs from base 123 to 353 and encodes 76 amino acids. Lineage: Eukaryota; Cryptophyceae; Pyrenomonadales; Geminigeraceae.